Molecule: messenger RNA, 2784 nt
Organism: Aethina tumida (small hive beetle)
Lineage: Eukaryota; Metazoa; Arthropoda; Insecta; Coleoptera; Nitidulidae
Exons: 3
Coding region: 382-2487 (701 amino acids)
Biological process (GO): stabilization of membrane potential; potassium ion transmembrane transport
Cellular component (GO): membrane
Molecular function (GO): potassium ion leak channel activity
Source: RefSeq, a predicted model, not a curated record
AGCUGUUAUAAUUUUAUUCAUUACUGUAUAUCACCGAUUGGAGCAAUGGUUAGAUAAAUAUGGGAAAAAGAAACCAAUUUUUGAGAUUAGUAAUCUUGAAAUAAUCCGAACGGUAAUAAUCGUAUAACAAAUUUCUCCUCAUAUAACUUUAUUCUUAUUGAAAAUUAACAUUAGUUCAGAUUAACGGCCAAAGGUGUUAUUUAAACCCUGUGCUUGUCUUAUGCCUAUCGUAUAUUUCCGCGAAUAUUCUAAAAAUAAUAAUUCAAAAUCUCCUACAUCUUUGCUCCAUCUACAAUCAUCCCAGCGAACAAGCGAUCUCAUAUUCGUCGAGUGAGAAUCCAAGCCAAAGCAGCGCUCCAAAAAUAACUUAGUCUAAAUACCAUGGAUUCAACGCAAACACCUACAGACCAAAUAGGCGACGACGAAGAACUGAAAAAGGAGAACGAAUUCUUCGACAAGGCCCGUUUGGCGGCCAUGGUGACUCAGGAGCAAGUGUUGAGUGAUACGGUGGCGCGGAAGCGCAGGAAGUUUACGAAAAAACGUAGCACAAGCGGUUCGAGACGGGAAGCGACGCCGUUGAGGAACGCGGACGAUCGAACGACCACGUCCGACGAUGAGGUGCCUGAACGAAGACCGAAGACGCCCGAGAGGAGAAGAAGAAGACUCACCAGGUCGGCGAGCAAAAGAAGGGCGCACAGCGAAACCGAGUCGGAGCCGCAGGGUAUUUCCAUGAUUGAUCCCAACUUUUUGACGGUCAAUGGGAAGAGUGUGCAGAAGAGCAGCAGCAUUCCCAAGAACUUUGAGGAGGAAGCUAAGAAAAGGGGUAGUUUGACUGAUAUGGCCCAAACUGAAAUUCUAUCCUUCAUUAAUAAGACCAGAAAGUCUAUAACCAAUGCUGCCAUACGUGGAAGGGAACGUUUCCGGCGGGACAAGGAAAACGUCAAAAGAAGCCAGUCAGCUCCGAAUGCAUUUACAGAGGAAGAACUCAUAGAAAGCUUUAAGAAAGCACAGCUGUUAAGUGUUGAUACUAAACAACAAGGUCGCAAGUACUCUGAUUCGAGUUUGAUUUCAUGUACCACAGAUAUUCCACAAGAAUCGAAACCUUUCAGGCCCGAAGUACAAGAAUUUGUUAGGCAGAGAAAGUUGCAAAGACAAGAGACGCCUAAAAUUGUUGAAGCCCUAGAUCCAAAAAAGUCUAAAAUACUUUCUAAAAGAGGCAAAUGGGUUGUAAAUCCGAAGAUUAAUAUAUUAGAAUUAUUUUCUAUUUUAAGAAUGUUCUCAAUUGCGGAAAUCUUCCGAAACUAUAGACAAUAUAAAAGAGAUAAGGCUGAGGAAUAUAACAGCAUUAAACGAUUAUGGAACAGGUGCAUGUGUGAACUGUUCCUAAUAAUGAUGUUUUGUGGUUUAGGAGGCAUGAUAUUCAAAUUCACGGAAGGUAGUUUCGAGAAUUUCUACAAAUGCGGUGUCAAAAGAGUUAAAAGGGAUUUUAUUGAUCAGCUUUGGCUGAGGAGUCACAAUUUGCGAGAAGAGGACUGGAAGUCCUUAGCUCGAAACAAACUUAGGAUAUUUGAAGAGGAGUUACAUGUUGCUCAUGAGGCAGGGAUGACGAGUUACAGCGGGCAAAGAUCUUGGAGUUUUCUUAAUGGAAUUGUUUAUGCUCUUACUGUUAUAACAACUAUUGGUUAUGGUCACAUGUAUCCGACUACAACAACGGGGAGAGUGUUGACGAUAGUUUACUCAAUCAUUGGUAUUCCCUUGUUCCUUAUAGCUCUCACGGAUUUUGGUAAACUGUUUACAAGAUGUAUCAAGUUUAUUUGGUCCUUUGUAAGAAGACUCUAUUAUACCGGCAGCUGCAGGAAAAUCAGGAAGACAGGACAUGUUCAGGAAAUCUUCAAAGGAGCCCAAAUGAUGUACGAGAUAGCAACCUUCCGAAGGAACUCCCACCAACCGGACGCAGAAAACCCAGUGACUUACCCCCCAUACGGAGGAACACCCAACAGCAUGAAUGAGGACGGAACCCCCACAACACCAGCUCUUUCAAACUUCGAAAUUGACGACGAAUUCAACCUGCCAAUUUCGGUGGCCAUCUUCAUUCUGCUUCUCUACAUCUUUUUGGGGGCGUUGAUUUACUGUGCAUGGGAACACUGGGACUUCUUCGCUUCCUUUUAUUUCGUGUUUAUUUCUAUGUCCACCAUUGGUUUUGGGGAUUUCGUACCAAGACAUCCCAUUUGCAUGAUUGUUUCGAUUGUUUACUUGGUAUUUGGACUCGCUUUGAUGUCUAUGUGUAUCAACGUCGUCCAGGUGAAGCUUAGCGACACUUUUAAGCAAGCCUCGAGCAAAAUUGGAGCCACCAUUGGAUUGACCGUUGAUGAGGAUGGUAGUGUUUGUACGGUGCCGCCAGAAGGUGUAGAGAUGCCGAGUGUGCACGAUAAUAACAGUUUAAAGACUCCCACUAGUGAAAACAGUGUGAAAUUUAAAGAAACUUAAUUCUACUUACUUUGUUAACUUUAUCCGUUUUACCAUUCCUAAAUUAAUGAUAUCGCUUGCAACAUCUUAAAAUUAAUUUGGUUUUACGAUGAAUGGUUCAACGGAUUUGAUUUUGUUGGGAGAGAUAAAUGAAUUUGUAUUUUUGUAUAUAGAUAGGACUCGUAUUAUUUUGUUACAAUUGAUUUAGAGUUUAUUCCUGUUAUAUGAGUGAUAUAGUCUAGUAGCUACAGGUAUGUGUGGAAUGGUCUGUGUAAUAAUUUUUAUUUAAAUAAAUGGGAAAUAAAUGUGUGUCUUUAA